Molecule: messenger RNA, 3823 nt
Organism: Gordionus sp. m RMFG-2023
Lineage: Eukaryota; Metazoa; Nematomorpha; Gordioida; Chordodea; Parachordodidae
Product: ATP-dependent RNA helicase DHX8-like
Exons: 19
Coding region: 21-3692 (1223 amino acids)
Biological process (GO): spliceosomal complex disassembly; mRNA splicing, via spliceosome
Cellular component (GO): intracellular anatomical structure; catalytic step 2 spliceosome
Molecular function (GO): RNA helicase activity; RNA binding; ATP binding
Source: RefSeq, a predicted model, not a curated record
UCCAUAUUUUUUUUUUAUUCAUGGAAGAACUCUCAAGAUUAGAGUAUUUAUCAUUAGUUUCAAAAAUAUGUACUGAACUUGAAAAUAAUAUUGGGAUUAACGAUAAAGAUUUAGCUGAAUAUGUUAUUCAUUUAUUUGGUAAAAGUUCAUCACUUCAAAAUUUUAAAAAAUUGUUAGAUGAAAAUGGUGCAGAAUUUUCAGAUUCUUUUACGGCGAAUUUAUACAGAAUAAUUAACACAAUGAAAAUAGACAUAGCAAAUAAUAAAGUUCAAGAUAAAUUGAACAAUCCAGACCAAAAUGGAGAUUUCAAAAAAGAAUUAUUAAAGAAAACGUUUCCUGCAUUAUGCAUUCCUAAUGAUCCUAAAGUUAGGACAAUGUUAGAAAAGGAAUUGAAAAAAGAUUCUAAUAUAGCAAAUGCAAUGUUAGAAGACUUAGAAAGUCUAACAAAAGAUCAAACAGAUAUAAAGAAAGAUUCUGAUGAUAAUGAAUCUAGACAUAAAGAUCAUAAGAAUAAAAGACACAAAAGGCAUCGUAGUAGGUCAAAAUCAAAUACUCGCUCAAAGUCUAGGAGUCCUUCUCAUAGGGCAAGAAGUCGGGAUAAACACUCCUCAUCUCGUCAACAAAAACGGUCUCCAACGAAGACAAAAGAAAAAGAACCUUUUGAUCACAGAAAAAGAAGACCAGAUCAACCAACAAUUCCAGAAGUCGGGAAUAUAUAUGAAGGCCGGAUAGCCAAUAUAGUCACCUUUGGUUGUUUCGUUCAGCUCGAGGGAUUCAGAACGAAAAUGGAUGGUCUUGUCCAUAUUUCUCAAAUCAGGAGUGAAGGUAAAGUCCAUAAUGUAGCGGAGGUAGUAACCCGGGGACAAAAGGUGAAAGUUAAAGUGAUAUCUCUCGUUGGACAAAAAAUCAGCUUAUCUAUAAAGGACGUAAAUCAACAAACAGGUGAGGAUCUAAAUCCCACUUCUAUAAGCUCUCGUCUCGAAUAUGACCACGUGGACAUAGAAGGCAAUAAUAUGAGCCGGAAUCCAGAUAAACCGGUAUCGGACACGGCUCAAAAGAACGAUAGGAAAGGAGAUCAUUCAUUUUUGGGGGCCGACAAGGGCUCCUUCCUUAGUGGUAGAAAAAAGGCCAAAAGAAUAGCCAGCCCAGAAAAGUGGGAAAUUAAGCAGAUGAUAGCCGCAAAUGUGCUGGACGUGUCGGAAUACCCAGAUUUUGACGAAGAAACCGGUUUGCUUACCCGCUCUGCUCUCCGCGGUGGUCUUACAGAGCCUGGUGGGGGUGGAGGGGAUGAUGACGACGGAGAUGAGGAUGUAGAGAUCGAGUUAGCAGAUGACGAACCCGCCUUUCUUAGGGGCUACGGCAAGCGGAAAGGAGGAAUGGAGGCACUGAUGGAACCGGUUAAAGUUGUCAAGAACCCUGACGGUUCUUUAGCUCAAGCAGCGAUGAUGCAAAACGCGCUUGCCAAAGAGAGAAAAGAAAUCAAACAACAAGUCAGGGAAUCAGAAUUGGGCUUAGGGGCUGGCUCCUCUCUAUCUAGUUUCGGCAAGGAAUGGCAAGACCCAUUUUCCGUUAAUCCUUCGAUAAACUCCACAUCUGGAUCUGGUGGCUCUAACGUCAAUAUGCAAAACGACAUGCCCGAAUGGAAACGUUACAUAGCUGGCGGAAAACAGCGUUCCUUCAUCAAAAAGGAACCCGCUUCAAUUUUGGAACAGAGACAAAAUUUGCCCAUCUACAAACUCAAAGAGCAACUCAUUCAAGCUAUCAUGGAGAAUCACAUGCUCAUAGUUAUAGGGGAAACCGGCUCGGGCAAAACUACACAGAUAACCCAAUACCUAGCAGAGGCUGGAUUUACUGUUAGGGGUAAAAUAGGAUGCACCCAACCCAGGAGAGUAGCCGCUAUGUCUGUAGCAAAGAGGGUGUCCGAGGAGUUUGGUUGCCGACUUGGUCAGGAGGUUGGUUAUACGAUCCGGUUCGAAGACUGUACCUGUCCCGAAACACUAAUAAAAUACAUGACGGAUGGUAUGCUACUCAGGGAGUGCUUAUUAGAUCCUGACUUAUCCUCCUACUCCGUCAUCAUGCUGGACGAAGCUCACGAAAGAACAAUUCAUACAGAUGUAUUGUUUGGGCUACUUAAGCAAGCAAUCAAAAAGCGACCCGAAAUGAAACUUAUUGUAACAUCUGCUACGCUUGAUGCCGUUAAAUUUUCGUCCUAUUUCUACGAAGCCCCCAUUUUUACCAUUCCAGGCCGGACUUUCGGUGUCGAAAUUUUAUAUACCAACGAACCGGAAACUGAUUAUCUAGACGCUUCGCUCAUCACCGUAAUGCAAAUCCAUUUGACUGAACCUCCUGGCGAUAUUCUUCUCUUUUUGACAGGCCAGGAAGAAAUAGACACUGCUUGCGAAAUUCUCUAUGAACGGAUGAAAUCCUUGGGCCCCGAUGUUCCGGAGCUAAUCAUUUUGCCAGUAUACAGUGCUUUACCAAGUGAAAUGCAAACACGCAUAUUCGAUCCCGCCCCACCCGGUUCCCGCAAAGUUGUUAUAGCUACCAACAUAGCUGAAACCUCCCUAACUAUAGAUGGUAUAUAUUAUGUGGUAGAUCCUGGUUUUGUUAAACAGAAGGUCUACAACCCUAAAACAGGAAUGGAUUCUCUUGUGGUUGUGCCUAUAUCUCAGGCUCAAGCUAAACAAAGAUCAGGUCGGGCUGGUAGAACUGGGCCUGGCAAAUGUUAUAGGCUUUACACUGAAAGGGCAUACCGGGAUGAAAUGCUUUCAACACCAGUUCCAGAAAUACAAAGAACCAAUUUAGCUAGCACCACUCUCCAACUCAAGGCUAUGGGAAUCAAUGAUUUGCUAAAUUUUGAUUUCAUGGAUGCGCCACCCUCCGAGGCCCUGCUAAUGGCACUUGAACAGUUGCACUCUCUCAGUGCCCUAGAUGACGAGGGACUACUCACCCGCCUUGGAAGGCGGAUGGCGGAAUUCCCAUUGGAACCUCAACUAUCUAAAAUGUUGAUAAUGUCGGUUCAUUUAGGGUGUUCUGAUGAAAUCUUGACAAUCGUUUCAAUGCUGUCCGUGCAAAAUGUCUUUUAUCGUCCUAAAGAGAAAUAUCAGCUGGCCGACCAGAGAAAGGCUAAGUUUCAUCAAUCCGAGGGUGAUCACUUAACCCUCCUUGCUGUUUACAAUUGCUGGAAAAACAACAAAUUCAGCCAGGCUUGGUGUUAUGAAAAUUUUGUCCAAUGCAGGAGUCUCAAAAGAGCACAAGACAUUAGGAAACAGUUACUGGGCAUAAUGGACAGACAUAAAUUGGAUGUUAUAUCCUGCGGCAAAAGUGCUUCACAAGUUCAAAAAUGCAUUCUCAGUGGGUUUUUUCGAAACGCCGCCAAAAAGGACCCUCAAGAAGGCUUCCGAACACUCGUAGACCACCAAACCGUUUACAUACACCCAUCGAGUGCUUUGUUUAACAAUCAACCAGAAUGGGUCGUUUAUCAUGAAUUAGUACUGACAACCAAAGAAUAUAUGAGGGAAGUUUGUAUGAUCGAUCCAAAAUGGCUAAUUGAAUUUGCUCCAUCAUUUUUCAAAUUGGCGCCCCCUACCAAACUAAGUAAGCACAAGAAACACUUACGACUUGAGCCUCUAUUUAAUAAAUAUGAAACGCCUAACUCCUGGAGAAUAUCUCGAACCAGAAGAAGAAAAUAAGCCUUCACUAUGUUUGUUUAAUAUAUAUUUAUCGAAAAAAUGUAGUGUAGAUAUUGAUAAAUUGGUAUUGUAUGUCAGUUCAAAUAUUUUUGUUGAGAUAAAAUUUUACUGGCAUAUUUUGGGGUGGUAAU